AUGGUAGAACCUGUAAAAUAGGAAACAAAAAAAGGAAACAAAAAGGAAAAUAACAUCAAAACACAAAAAGAAGAAUUAUCAAAAGUAAUUCAUCGGAUUCGUGUACUCGUUUAGCAAGCACGUCAAUGGCAUCAUCAUUCCCUUCCUCUGCUCUCUUUCUUUUUCUUUGACUCCAAAUUUGUUUUUGUCUCGUUUCCGUUUAUAUUAGAUUUUUUUAUUGUGAAAUUAGAUCAGAAAAAGCAAAUAAUUAAUCUACCACGUCUUAAGAAAAUGGCUGGAGGUGGAGGUGGAAGCGGAGAAAGUCCAAGACAGCUAGAUCAGACCCCGACUUGGGCCGUUUCUACUGUUUGUGGUGUUAUCAUCUUAAUCUCUAUUAUUUUGGAACUUAUAAUUCACAAAAUUGGUGAGGUUUUCGAGCGAAAGAGGAAAAGAGCUUUGUUCGAAGCUCUUGAAAAGAUAAAAAAUGAGCUCAUGGUUUUAGGAUUUAUUUCUCUACUUCUAACAUUUGGACAAAAUUUCAUUGCGAGCAUUUGCGUUCCGUCAAGAUAUGGCCAUGCGAUGUCGUUUUGUGGUCCAUACGACGGGCCUAGUGAUGGUGAUGAUAAAAAAUUUAAAAAAGCAGCUCACGAAAUGCAUCUUCAACGUCGUUAUUUGGCCGAUGCUGCUCCAGUGAAUUGCAAAAUUGGUUAUGUGCCCCUUAUAUCGCUGAACGCGUUACAUCAAGUGCAUAUUUUCAUAUUUUUUCUGGCCGUGUUUCAUGUGAUAUACAGUGCAAUAACAAUGAUGCUUGGAAGAGCCAAGAUUCGCGGUUGGAAAGUAUGGGAGCAAGAGGUUAUCCAUGAACAAGAAAUGCUAAAUGAUCCAUCAAGAUUUAGACUCACGCAUGAGACAUCAUUUGUACGAGAACAUGUCAAUCAUUGGGCCAGCAAUAAAUUCUCCUUCUACAUUAUGUGCUUCUUUCGUCAGAUACUCAGAUCGGUGAGAAAAUCUGACUAUUUGACAAUGCGACAUGGGUUCAUCAGUUCAGCACAAAUACCUGAGCUAUGGGCAUUUGUGAUGCUGUUUUUACUCUUUGAUGUUCACGGUUGGUAUAUUACUGCCGUAAUCACCAUGGUUCCUCCUCUGUUAACACUAGCCAUAGGAACAAAGCUUCAAGCCAUUAUAUCAUACAUGGCACUGGAGAUUCAAGAGAGGCAUGCAGUAAUUCAAGGGAUGCCACUUGUCAAUGUUUCUGACCAACAUUUUUGGUUUGGCAAACCCGCUCUAAUACUUCAUAUGAUCCACUUCGUUUUGUUUCAGAAUGCUUUUGAAAUUACCUACUUCUUUUGGAUAUGGUACGAAUUCGGGUUAAGGUCAUGUUUUCAUCAUCAUUUUGGCCUUAUAAUCAUUCGUGUAUGUCUAGGGGUUGGAGUACAAUUCCUAUGCAGUUAUAUCACACUACCCCUUUAUGCUCUCGUCACUCAGGCAAGCCACAAAUGUAUGGGAUCAACAAUGAAGCGAUCAGUGUUUGAUGAACAAACGUCAAAGGCAUUAGAACAAUGGCAUAAGAAGGCAAAAAAAAAGAAUGAAAAGUGAGAGAAUAAUUUUCCUUUUCUUUCCAUUAAUGGAUUUUGUCUUAACUGAAUCUUAAAACAAAAGGUGAUGUCUACAUACAUUUGUUUGGCAGCAUAGGCUUUAGCUAUGUGAUAUUUUUUGGUUCCAUAAUAAGUGGGUUCAAAAAUAAAUAAACCAUUAAGACAUAUUAGUGUAUAAUUAUAUGGUUAGAAUAUAAGUAUUAAAUAUUCAAAAUAUCUCUAAAAAG
Messenger RNA from Thlaspi arvense, 1801 nucleotides. The record is from the annotation of a GenBank genome assembly. NCBI's taxonomy places the organism in Eukaryota, Viridiplantae, Streptophyta, Magnoliopsida, Brassicales, Brassicaceae.